Molecule: messenger RNA, 1524 nt
Organism: Etheostoma cragini (Arkansas darter)
Lineage: Eukaryota; Metazoa; Chordata; Actinopteri; Perciformes; Percidae
Gene: bzw1a
Product: basic leucine zipper and W2 domains 1a
Exons: 12
Coding region: 153-1412 (419 amino acids)
Cellular component (GO): membrane; cytoplasm
Molecular function (GO): protein binding
Source: RefSeq, a predicted model, not a curated record
CCCUUUAAAUCGCGCAUGCGCAGAGGGUGGAGCCUGCGGAAGUCCUGACGGAAAGGUCUUUUUGUUUGGGCCGCUGAGAGAGAGUCGACACUUUGGCUUGAUUCCCCUGGUUAAUAACCGUUUUAUAUCUGCAUAACAUUCGGGUGUCUUUUAUGAGUAAUCAAAAGCAGCAAAAGCCGACGCUAACUGGCCAGCGGUUUAAGACGAGGAAAAGAGAUGAAAAGGAGAGAUUUGACCCUACUCAGUUUCAAGAAAGUAUCGUACAAGGCUUGAAUCAAACUGGCUCUGAUUUGGAAGCGGUCGCGAAAUUCCUUGAUGCCUCUGGCGCCAAGCUUGACUACCGUCGCUAUGCAGAGACUCUCUUUGACAUCCUGGUGGCUGGCGGGAUGCUGGCCCCGGGCGGGACUCUAUCCGACGACCUGACCCGCACGGAGUUCUGCCUCUUCACGGCACAAGAAGACCUGGAAACAAUGCAAGCAUACGCUCAGGUUUUUAACAAGCUGAUUAGGCGUUACAAGUACCUGGAGAAGGGUUUCGAAGAGGAGAUCAAGAAGUUGCUGCUGUUUCUUAAAGGGUUCACUGAGUCGGAGCGCAACAAACUGGCCAUGCUGACGGGCAUCCUGCUGGCCAACGGCAACAUAUCAGCCUCCAUCCUUAACAGCCUCUACAACGAGAACCUCGUCAAAGAGGGAGUGUCUGCAGCCUUCGCUGUCAAGCUGUUCAAGUCAUGGAUCAAUGAGAAGGACAUCAACUCUGUUGCUGGCAGUCUCCGCAAAGUCGGCAUGGACAACAGGCUCAUGGAACUCUUUCCUGCCAACAAACGGAGCUGCGAGCAUUUUUCUAAGUACUUCACCGACGCCGGGCUUAAGGAGUUGUCCGACUUCGCCCGCAACCAGCAAUCCAUCGGCGCCCGCAAGGAGCUGCAGAAGGAGCUGCAGGAGCAGAUGGCCCGCGGCGACCCUCAGAAGGAGAUUAUCGCCUUCACCAAAGAGGAGAUGAAGAAGUCCAACCUGUCGGAGCAGGCCAUGAUCAACAUCAUCUGGACCAGCGUGAUGAGCUGCGUGGAGUGGAACAAGAAGGAAGAGCUGGUGACCGAACAAGCCAUCAAACACUUGAAGCAAUACAGCCUCCUGCUGAAAGCCUUCACCUCCCAGGGUCUGUCCGAGCUCAGCCUGCUGCUGAAGAUCCAGGAGUACUGCUACGACAACAUCCACUUCAUGAAGGCCUUCCAGAAGAUCGUGGUGCUCCUCUACAAAGCGGAUGUUCUGAGUGAAGAGGCCAUACUGAAGUGGUACACCGACGCCCACGUUGCCAAGGGGAAGAGCGUGUUCCUCGAGCAGAUGAAAAAAUUUGUGGAGUGGCUGAAGAAUGCAGAGGAAGAAUCGGAGUCGGAGGAAGAAGAGACUGACUAAGACCUCAGAACGCCAGAUGAGCUCUUUUCUGCCCUAUUAAUUUUUGUUUUUUAUAAGUAGCAGCAGGAGCAGUAGAUUGUUUUCUUUCUUUUUUUUCCUUCUCCCUUUAUUC